CGAAGUCUCCGUAACGUUAAACCGUGCAUAACUGUAAUUUCAUCAAACACGUCGGAUAAUAUUUUCAAGAAUGCCAGAAUUUUGGAGUGCAGCAGUUGGCGUGACCGCAGGUGUUGCAGCAAUGGUUGGUGCCCCUGUUGCUUUAGGCGCCCUCGGGUUUGGGUCAGCCGGCGUCGUUGCUGGGUCUAUCGCAGCUGGUAUUCAGGGACCAGCCGUGGUAUCCGGAAGUUUCUUUGCGCUUGCGCAGAGCGCAGGAGUGGCGGGUUUAGCUCUCGGGACAAAGGCUGCCUUAUUUGUUGGUGGAGCGGCUGUAGGUGCUUUGGGAAGUUCACUGAAAUAAGCUGUCAGUGAAUCAAUGCAGGAUAGGUUGAAUACAGUCUUCGAAACGGCAUUGGCUUUCUUUGAUUUCGGACAAUUCUAAGUGCAAGAUGGAACAAGAUGGAACUAAUAAAUGUUUGCAUUGAGAUGUAAACAAUACUUCUUCAUUGUGUCUGUUUUUUGUGUAAUAAAUGUAUCUUAAAAAACAAACAAAGCCAUUUAUCUUUCAAUGCAAUUAACAUGACACGGUCUGUCAGUCAAACUCGUG
Mya arenaria is the source of this 586-nucleotide messenger RNA. Its product is annotated as interferon alpha-inducible protein 27-like protein 2A. NCBI's taxonomy places the organism in Eukaryota, Metazoa, Mollusca, Bivalvia, Myida, Myidae. The record is from RefSeq and is a predicted model, not a curated record. The transcript is spliced from 3 exons. Bases 71 to 340 code for a protein of 89 amino acids. Gene Ontology annotation, cellular component: membrane.